This is a messenger RNA of Physcomitrium patens, 2771 nucleotides long. Its product is annotated as glucan endo-1,3-beta-glucosidase 4. Gene Ontology annotation, molecular function: hydrolase activity, hydrolyzing O-glycosyl compounds. Gene Ontology annotation, biological process: carbohydrate metabolic process. The record is from RefSeq and is a predicted model, not a curated record. NCBI's taxonomy places the organism in Eukaryota, Viridiplantae, Streptophyta, Bryopsida, Funariales, Funariaceae.
GCUUGUGCAUGCCCAAAUGGCUUUGCGUCGGACAUGGCAAUAUUUGAAAUUGUAACACAGACCUAAAUCAGUUUCUAGGAUCUCAUCUGACAGUCAAUGUGUGGAGGUUUUUAGACGAUUUUUUCUGUUUCAGUGUGCGAAGAAUCCUCGAACAGGUCGAUCAGGUCCUGCUGGGUGAGUGAGUGGGUCCGGAUCGUGUUGUCGAUAGCAUGGCAGCUGGCCGUGGCGGCUCAGUAAAAUACGGCAAAAGAAUACCGUUUGUGAUCCGGUUUUCCGGAUUCUGCUAAGUAUUCACAACGGUCGCGGGAUGGAUUCGUCAUUGUCAAUAUCUGGACGUUGGCGAUCGUUAUGAUGCCUCCCUCUCUAUCGUGCUAACUCUCACUUUUGUUACGAGUUCUUACUCAGUGUCGACCAUUUCUAGCGCGAUCAGGAAGUUCCUGUAAAGUGUUGGUGUUACAUGUUAGUGUUGCGUGGAUUGACGCCCUCAUUGCGUGUUUUCUGUCUGCCAUCGUGGUCGUGAUCCCCUUCAAUUGUGUGACACGUUGUUGGGAACUCAUUCUGGCGCAGCUCGCUAGGCUUGGUAGUGGUGUCUGUAAUCUUGUAGCUUGAGGGAGUGAUAGAGGUAGUGAGACGGUGGCUUUGAGUUGCAGGUGCCGGUCAUUUUACCAUGCACAGUGUCGUCAGAAGUUGACCGAGCCAAAGACGCACAUGUGUGCUCUCUACUUGUUUCGAUCUUCGACGUGUACUCCAGGCCCCGGGUCUUGCGACGUCUGCUCUCGAUCAUCUCGUUCGAGAAUUACUAGUCAGGUACUUUGGAACCCCAACACGUGAAUGCUGGCAUUCUUCCGGAAUCCCUGCUGAAUUUCUUCACCACAAAAUGGAGCUUUAGUACCCCUCUUGGAUAUGUCACUGAUGCCCACGUCCAAACGCUGAUUUGAAGCUUUCUAACCAAGCUGCGCAUCUCCAGCAAUCCCAGCAGCUAUCAUUUGUUGUCCGAAGUUGCGCUGGUUAUGUUGAGGCAUGGCUGCUUAUGGCCGCGGGUUCUUAUCAUAUUGGUCUUCUACGUCACCACCUCAGGAGCAUACGUGGGAUUCAAUUAUGGCACGAAUGGAGACAACCUCCCAUCGCCUACACAAGCCGUCGCUCUUCUCAAGAGCCUUGGCAUAACCCAAGUUCGAAUUUACGACACUGACCCCGCGGUGCUCGAUGCAUUCAAGGACUCUAACAUCCAGCUCGUUAUAGGCAUUCUUAACAGCGAGCUCUUUCAAGUAGGCGCCACAAACACCUCCGCGGCGGAAUGGGUGACCACGAAGAUUGCCCCAUAUGCGAAUUCCACCGACAUAUAUGCCAUUGCGGUAGGAAACGAGGUCCUUACUGGUUACCCGAACGCUUCGUCGCUUCUUGUUCCGGCAAUGAAUAAUAUAUAUUCUGCGCUGGCCGCUAGUAAUCUUCAGAACAUCAAGGUGUCUUCCCCUUGCUCUAUGGACUUGCUUGCGGCGUCUUUCUUUCCAUCUGCUGGGCAAUUCAACGGCUCCCAUGCCGAAAUCCCAGCACUGCUCGACUUUCUGUCACGAACCUUUUCUCCGUACAUGGUGAACGUGUACCCAUGGAAAGCCUUCACUGCGCAACCUACCGUCAUUUCGCUUGACUACGCGCUCUCCAACAUGAAUGGCACGAACGGAACCGUCGUGGACCCAGGUUCGAAUUCCACGUACACGAGCUUGUUCGACGCGCAACUUGAUGCAGUAUACGCUGCCCUGGGGAGGUCCAACCACUCUGACUUGAUGGUGGUCGUGAGUGAGACCGGUUGGCCCACUGCUGGAGACACUGGGGAAGCUGGUGCAUCGAUUCCGAACGCACAGACAUACAACUCAAACUUGGUGAAGCGGGUGGUGAACAAUGUGGGCACGCCGGCGAGGCCCGGCAUUGUCAUCAACGCUUUCUUGUAUGAACUUUUCAACGAGAAUCAAAACGUCGGCCCCACCUCACAGCGGAAUUUCGGUGUGUUCACUAACGAUUCCACUCCGUUGUACGCGCUCAACCUGGUCGGAACCAAUAAUACCAGUGGCUCGGGAGUUGGCCAACGCUCUUGGUGCAUUGCUAAGCAGGGGAUGUCCGAGGUUGUGUUGCAAACUGCACUAGACUUCGCCUGCGGGGCUACUGGGAUGGUGGAUUGCACACCUAUCCAACCGAAUGGCACCUGCUUCCUACCUGACACAAGAUACUCCCAUGCUUCCUGGGCAAUGAACAUGUUCUAUGCGAACAGCUCAGACGGUGCUGCCUCCUGCAACUUCCAGGGCGCGGGUCGAAUUACUACCUCCGACCCAAGCUACGGCUCCUGUGUAUAUCCAGCCAGCACAUCAACGACUGUGAGUAGCGACCAAAAGUCUAAGUUAGUACUCUCCUCAGCACCACUGCUUUGUCAGCUAUCCUUCCUUCUCCUUGCAAUGAGCCUUUGGAGAUAACGGUUUACAAGGUGUGUACAUUUACGAGGUGCCCAGCAAGUAUUGGACAGGUUUCCCAUAGAUUUUGGUGCAGUUGUAACAGAACGAAAAACCUCUAGUAAAGGAUGUUAAUUAGGAAUUUUUGCAGUUUCUAAUCCAACAUAUAAAGCCAUGAGCUUGAACUAGUCAAGUGGAUUUAGUUGUAGCCUGCAGGAUGCGUCAGGAGAUAUCCGAUUUUGUGGUAAAUGAAUGUAAGUAGAGCUCUGCAUGUGCUUCUUCUCACCUGGGUCAAAUUUUGAAUCAAUGACCCACUUCCCAAUCUUGUUA